AUGAAUUAAAAUUAAGAUGAUAAUUCAAGUGAUGAUGUAAUUUAAUUUGAAGAUAAUGAAAUAAUAGAUUUUUAUAAUAUGGAAUAAAAAACUAGUCCUAAAGAUAACAAAAUUUAAUAAUAAGAACACAAUAUUGCUUAUGAAUUGAAAAAUUCUUCUUAAUUAAUGCUAAUUUAGGUAAAAAUAGGAAAUAUUGCAGGAACAAUCACAUCCAAAAUAACAGCAAAUGUAAUAAAGCUAAAAAUCUCCAAUACCAAUAAAACAACAUUAAAAAAGUGAUUCUCCUGAACUUUAGAAAUUUAAGGACAAUAAUUAUACUAUUUUAUAAAAUUUAUAAAUUGACUUUAGCUUAGAAUAAUUUUUAAUAUCUCCUGCUCCUAAAGGUGGAAUGAUAUAAUGUAGAUUUUAUAGAGCUUCUCCAAAGUUUACAUUGUUUUUAGAAUAAUUCAAUAAUAUUUUAUUAAAUGCAGAGAAAAAAUCAUUUUAAAUAAAGGGCAGCUAUAAAAUUUAUGCUAAAGGGAAAAAAGAGUAAUAUUUAGGUAAAAUUAAAGGAGAUUUUAUGGGAUUAAAAUAUUUAUUAUAUGAUAAUGGAAAAACAGCCAAGAAAUCAAAAGACAUAAACUAAUUAAGAAAAGAGUUAGGAGUGAUAUAUUAUUAACCAUAUGAAAAGAAGUUACGUUCAAUUUAGGUACUAAUUUUCUUAAUUUUAGACAUUUAUUCCUUAAAUAACCUCUAGUGGAUAAUUAUAUGAAUUUAAGAAUCAAAAACCUUAUACAUCUAUUAUAAAUAAUUUAGACAAUGUAAUUGAACUAAUAAAUAGAAAACCUUAAUGGAUUUCUUCAUAUAAAGCUUACGGAUUAAAUUUUUAUGGUAGAAUAUUUACAAGUUCUGUAAAGAAUUUCAUAUUGACUGAAAGAGGAAGUGAAAUCCCAGUAAUGUUAUUUGGUAAGAACGAUGAUAGAGAAUUUGUCCUUGAUUUUUCAUAUCCUCUAACUCCAGUUUAAGCUUUCUGUAUUGCACUUUCAAGUAUGGAUCAUAAAUUUGGUUGUAAAUGAA
Messenger RNA from Paramecium pentaurelia, 1056 nucleotides. Lineage: Eukaryota; Ciliophora; Oligohymenophorea; Peniculida; Parameciidae. The record is from the annotation of a GenBank genome assembly.